GUGACCGGUUUGGCCUACGCCAUCUUUGUAAUAUAUAAGGUAUGUGCUAGCUCUUUCGAGAUUUCCUCUUAGGGGAUAAUAUUGUUUGUGACGCCAUCUGUCGCAUUGGAAUUACAUCAAUGGCGACAAGCGACCAUCCACCUUCCAUAACAUCCUAUCUACAUACCUCGAAUAUGAUGGCGGACAAAAAUCUUUUCGCAAAAGUUAGCCAACGGAUGGGUCUUCUUCCAACGACUACGAAAGGUUUGAACGACAUCAAGAGUGUUGCAGAAGACAGCACGCAGACGAAAGGGAGCGGCUCUCCUUUAGAUGUGGUUAGACGAGAAGCCGAGGUGAUUGCGGAAGAUGUUAUCAUAAACUUCGGCAGAGAUGACAGGAAACCGCCGAACAAAUUUUGUAAAACUAUGAGAAGAACUGUGAAAGAACUGUCUUCCCGGCAUGAUAUUGCUUUUAAGGGUAUGGUGAACAAGCUGAACCUUGAAAGUAACAACCCUUUUCAAACAUUCAACAACGUCGCCGAUGAAAUUUAUGACGAUGGACAGAUCAACUGGGGAAGAAUUGUGGCAGUGUAUGCAUUUGCUGCGAGGUUAGCAAACGAUAAAGGUACUAACACUGACUUUCCAAAGAAAAUUGCUCUCUUUGUUGGGAAGUACGUGGGCAACAAACUGGGACAGUGGAUCGUUGACAAUGGAGGCUGGGAGGCUUUUGCAAGUUACUUUCCAGAUCAAGGAGAUAUUGAAGACACUAUGUGGAAGGGAUUACUGUUCACUGCUGUGGGACUUGGUGCAUUAGCAUCUGUGGUAGCCAUAAGAUAAAGAGCCAUUUGCCUGGGGUGUGACAGUUUGUCCUGUGAUAAUCCAUCAGUCGCAGUAGCUGGAUCAGUGGAUGAUUUUGUUACCAGCAAGAUAAUGGCAGUGAAAUGGAUCAUAAUCGUCCUUGUCUGUUCAAACAUUAACAGAUACAAGAUGAGUGUUCCUUUUUCUGCAACAAGAUUUCUCACUGCCAUUGAGGAACAAUUUGGUUUAGAGAUCUUAAAGACUGCCAGACGGUGAAAAGUGUGCUGUUGCGAUGAGAACCCAUGAGUGAAGCUGUUUUCAGGUUCAUUAUGAAACUAGUGCAUUAGGAGCUGGUAAUAUCAGUAAAAGGCCUUCUUAAAUUAAGCUGCAAAGAAAAUCUUUCAUAGUUCUAUAUAACAGAUAUUUAGGUUAGUAAUGAACUGUCUGACUUUGGCCUAUGGUGCUGGAUGAGAAUCUGGCCUUUCGUUCUUUUUCUCAAGAGGAGUGUAGAAGUUUUCCUGAGUCUCUUCAUUAUAAGACUCUUUAAUUUAUAAAUGAUUUUUAUUGACUUGGUACAAAGGUGAUUAUUUUGUAGCUAUGGGGGAGGUAUAUUGUAUUUUAGGUUCUGAAAACCUUAGACAUGAGUGACAGUUAUCAUUAUGUUGAUUCUUCCUGAAUUAUUAGUAACAGUCCUUUUUCAAUAGCCCUGUGUCAGAAGUGGGUGUUUAAUAUUUUACCAAGACCUGUUAUUAUUUGAUUUUUUUUUUUCUUGGUAAAAGAAUUAUAUAAGAAGUGGAUGUCAUGCAGUUUUGCUUUAAAAAAUGCUGACAGUAGAGAUUCGUUACACAUUGCAUUAAUUUUUUUUUUCUUUUUUCUUUUUUUGUACGGAAGAGGGAUUUUAAUUUUUCAAAAACAGGAAGAGUGCAUUGAAAGAUGUAUAUCUUUUGUGAAUGAUUCCUGCUUUUGUUUGUGCUUUUUGUAAAAGUGAAUGUCCUAGGCAUUUUGAUGGUAGAGCCAAAAGUAAAGUGUAUGUACUUUCACUCAUCAGUCAGGUGUGUUGGGUGAUUUGUGUGACUGUUAUACACUUUUCAUUAAGAAACUUAGUUUGGCAUUGUUCCCCCUUUGGUCCUUGAGAACAUGCAGUAUAAAUGUAAUGGUAUAUGUGUUUUGUUUUACCCCUCUCCCCUUUCUCCCAACAUUUUCAUUUGGUUGUUGUCAAAGUUAAUGUGUUUUUUAUUAUCCUCCUCCCCCCUGUUUUGCAUUGCUGAGCAGCUGAAAAAUGGUGCUAAAAUAUUAUCAGUGUGUAUAUGCUUAAAAAAAACCUGAAAUAGUUGUGUGUCCUUCAAGUUCAUUUCACAUCUUACCCUCAUCCCACAUUUUUUGCCCCAAAAGUGCACUAGAAUGUGUAUAAGGUAAGUUAUCGCCUUUUACAGGGUUGUACGGCUGUUUGUGUUUACAAUUCUGUAAGGGGCUCUUAACAGAAAGAAACUGCCAUAUUCCUUUUUGUAUGUAAUAGUGAUGUCAAGCAGAUUACUUUUUUCAUUUGUUCAGCUGUGCAAAAAAAUCCCAUGUAAUUAUUUUUAACAACUUUUGUGCAAUAAAAGCUGUUAUAUUUAUCAGUA
Messenger RNA from Pomacea canaliculata, 2398 nucleotides. Its product is annotated as anti-apoptotic protein NR13-like. The transcript has 2 exons. Gene Ontology annotation, biological process: extrinsic apoptotic signaling pathway in absence of ligand; regulation of apoptotic process; intrinsic apoptotic signaling pathway in response to DNA damage. The record is from RefSeq and is a predicted model, not a curated record. Lineage: Eukaryota; Metazoa; Mollusca; Gastropoda; Architaenioglossa; Ampullariidae. Gene Ontology annotation, cellular component: mitochondrial outer membrane. Gene Ontology annotation, molecular function: protein heterodimerization activity; protein homodimerization activity. The coding region runs from base 120 to 815 and encodes 231 amino acids.